Rotaria sp. Silwood1 is the source of this 1452-nucleotide messenger RNA. The record is from the annotation of a GenBank genome assembly. NCBI's taxonomy places the organism in Eukaryota, Metazoa, Rotifera, Eurotatoria, Philodinida, Philodinidae.
AUGUUCGAUCAUCAAACACUUUCCAUGCCCGAUGAAUUCAUGUCACCUAUCUUUACACAUGAUAAUGAUGCUUUUAAUCAUGGUCAUCACGAAUCGUCAGAUAGACAAUAUAAUCCAGCAAAUGACCAUGGCACUCAAUAUGCAACAACUGUGGUUCAGAAUAUGUUUUCUGAUACCGAUAAGAUUGAACUUCCAGCUUCAGUGAUGAAUUUUCUGGAUGAUUUUCAGAACUUACCAACACCACAAUCAUUUUCAAAUCUAUUCGAAGAUGCUUUGCCAUCAUCUAAUUCAGAAGAUAUGACUACUGACACAACAAUGGCUGCUGAUGUUAUGACAGUAGACAAUACGUCGUACACAAUUGACACACCGUAUGGAACACAAUUAACAUUAGUAAUGCUGCCAUUUCAUGUCUCAACAUUAAUCAAUACUCAUCCAUAUCCACCUACAAACAUGGUUGGAUCCAUUACUGAACAUGAUCGACCCUACUCGAAAUAUGGACAUUUAGAUCAAAAUACAUUGCGUCGUAAAUUUCGUUUCGAUGUUUCUGCUGCUCAAACUUUAAGAAAGCGGCGUGCUAAAAAAUGUCGUUUGGCAAGAAAAAUGUAUGCCGUCAUUUGUCAUUCCAAUAUAAGUAAUGGUGAUUUCAUUGAAAUUGGUGAUUUCAAAUCACAUACAUCAACAACAACAGACAACGAUGCAAUUGAGACGAUGGAAAUUAUUGAUUUAUGUACACCAACAGCGGUCACCAAUGAUAUAACAACAUCCGUUGAAAUGAAACAACGAUUUUUAAAUCUAGAUCGGCGAUUAUGUAUUUUGCCAUGCUAUCCGACUUACAAUGCUAAACGAGAUACAGGUCAACCAUUAUUAGCAAAUAUUCCAUAUCAUCAAUUGACUUCAACAGAAUUAUCUUAUCGACGUUCUGGAGCUUUUAAGCCCGCCUGUACCAUUGCCAAUAGUCUUUCUAACAUGCCAUCAUUUCUACGAGAAAAAUACAAUAUGUACUUUGGUGAUUUACUCGAACGGUUAAAAGUUGAUUUAUCUAUUUUGGAUUAUAACUAUACACGUCUGAAUAAAUUUAUCCGAAUGUUGGCUUAUGAACAAAUACGUGCUUUUAAUCUACAACCCAAUGCCAUACCUCAACUUGAAGAAAAAGAAUAUCCAACUGCAUUGGAAUUUUUUUUACAGUUUGAUGUAAACCUGUUCUACAUGAAAACAUGUUCUUUUCGUCAUGCUCGACCACGUACAUUCAAUGAAGGUCUUUUUUGUUUACAAUACUCGCCCAAUGCACCUAUCCAUCUUGGUAUGUCUCAUACAGAAGAACAUGAAUUAUUACUGUACAAUACACUACGAUUCGAAUUAGAAGAACGUAUUCGUGCAUAUCAUCAACGAACUCAACGAUUAUAUCCAAUUAACUUAGUUUUUGAUUUAUUCCAUAUGGACCAACGUCGUUAA